Dentiscutata erythropus is the source of this 504-nucleotide messenger RNA. Lineage: Eukaryota; Fungi; Glomeromycota; Glomeromycetes; Diversisporales; Gigasporaceae. The record is from the annotation of a GenBank genome assembly.
AUGGGAUACUGGAGUCAAGAAAGAUAUACAAAUUGGGUUCCCUACGACAUACCUUCGCCCUUUCCUUAUAAUCGUGAAGAUGGACCCGAUCUUCAACGGGUAUUACAAAAUUUAUACGCUCUUAAGUUGAAGUUAAGAAGUAUUAAUGAUGUAAGCCUAAUUCCAAAGGAAACUCGUAAUUACCUUCGCUGGGCAUUUAAAGCCAUUUGUUCAUGUGAACAUUCUAAAAACCUUCCUAAUCCAAUGAUUCGUGAAAGUUUAGAUAUUGCUUUUUCAGAUAUUCUUGAUAAUAUCAUUCCGCAAAUCGAACUUGGCAACCCUGCUCCAUUUAUUCCAUCCAGAGAGAGUACUAUUAACAUGUUAAUGGAUCAUAGAAACAUAUUGUCUAUUUGUCAGGAUUUACAAAGUGAUUUAGAAGAAUAUAUUCAAUUCAAUUGUGAAUUUUCCUACGGAAUGGGAAGAUUGGCGAUGGUUUUAUUUAAACAGUAUCCAAACAGUAAAUAA